Molecule: messenger RNA, 3013 nt
Organism: Myxocyprinus asiaticus (Chinese sucker)
Lineage: Eukaryota; Metazoa; Chordata; Actinopteri; Cypriniformes; Catostomidae
Product: carboxypeptidase E-like
Exons: 9
Coding region: 182-1567 (461 amino acids)
Biological process (GO): proteolysis
Molecular function (GO): metallocarboxypeptidase activity; zinc ion binding
Source: RefSeq, a predicted model, not a curated record
ACGCGCGCUCCCGUGUUUAAACAGGUAGUCGGGAUUCGUGCUCGCGAAUCAGUUCUGCGGUUGCAUACGAGGCACGACGCAGAAAACGAGAGGGGAGAAGACUGAAAGGAAAUACAGCAGUGCCAAAAGUGACAGAUACACGAAGAGAGAGCGGUGUUAAGUGUUUAGAGAGAGCAGAGCGAUGAAGGUGCGUGCGGCGGCGGCGGCGGCGGCGGUGUUUUGCGGGGCUUUGGUGAUGCUGGUCCUGGCCUCGGGCGGGGAUGCUGCGGGGGAAGGAGGCCUCUCGUUUGAGUACCACCGACAUGAGGAGAUGCGGAAAGCGCUGGUGUCCGUGUGGCUGCAGUGCCCCUCCAUCACCCGCAUCUACACGGUUGGAAAGAGUUCUGAGGGGCGAGAGUUGCUGGUGCUGGAGAUGAGCGACAACCCCGGGGUGCAUGAGCCUGGUGAACCAGAGUUUAAGUACAUUGGGAACAUGCAUGGCAAUGAGGCCGUGGGCAGAGAGCUGCUCAUCUAUCUGGCUCAGUAUCUCUGUAACGAGUACCAGGAGGGCAACGACACCAUCAUCAACCUGAUCCACUCCACACGCAUUCACAUCAUGCCCUCCAUGAAUCCUGAUGGCUUCGAGAAAGCAGCUUCACAGCCUGGUGAGAUGAAGGACUGGUUUGUGGGCCGCAGUAAUGCUCAGGGCAUUGAUCUGAACCGGAACUUUCCAGACCUUGAUCGCAUCGUCUAUAUGAAUGAAAGAGAGGGAGGAGCCAACAACCACCUCCUGAAAAACAUGAAGAAAGCAGUAGAUGAAAACACAAAGCUUGCACCAGAAACUAAGGCUGUCAUUCACUGGAUUAUGGAUAUUCCAUUUGUCCUGUCAGCCAAUCUGCAUGGAGGAGAUGUGGUGGCCAACUACCCAUAUGAUGAGACACGCAGUGGCUCUACACAUGAAUAUAGCGCUAGUCCAGAUGAUCUGGUGUUUAAGAGUCUGGCUAAGGCCUACUCCAGCUAUAACCCAGUGAUGUCCGACCCAAACCGACCACCGUGCCGCAAGAACGAUGAUGACUCCAGCUUCAAAGAGGGCAUCACUAAUGGAGGAGCCUGGUACAGUGUACCUGGAGGUAUGCAGGACUUCAAUUAUUUGAGCAGCAAUUGUUUUGAGAUCACUCUGGAACUGAGCUGUGAUAAGUUUCCUACCGAGGACACACUCAAGCAAUACUGGGACCAGAACCGCAACUCACUUGUCAACUACAUAGAGCAGGUUCACAGAGGAGUGGCAGGAUUUGUUCGUGAUCUCCAAGGCAACGGCAUCUCAAAUGCCUCUAUCUCUGUUGAAGGAAUUGACCACGACAUCACAACAGCUAAGGAUGGCGAUUAUUGGCGCUUGUUGGCUCCUGGUAACUACAAAGUAUCAGCAUCUGCUCCUGGAUAUCUCACUGUGGUGAAGAAAGUGGCUGUUCCCCACAGCCCUACUACACGGCUGGACUUUGAGCUGGAGUCGCUGGAAGAAAGGAAGGAGGAAGAGAAAGAGGAGCUCAUGGACUGGUGGAAGAUGAUGUCAGAGACCCUGAACUUCUAACUGAGCUGAGACAGUGGACAUCACAAGAAAUCUGGGUGUAAAAUAUUUCCUGUUUUACAUUAGAGGCACUGCAUCUGGACUCUAUAACAUGUUUAUAGAACAGCCAUAAUGCACAUUAAGCAAUUCGUACAUGUUGACAAACACAGCCAUUGGUAGAGCUGGGCUACAUUGUGUUCCAAAGGAUAUUGUUUGUUAAAGUAUCUGCAUAUACUGAACAAUGGUUGCCCUUGUAAAUAUGGAUGAAUACAUGUAAUGCCACUUAAUUAAAUGCUAUGUAGUCUUGGUGAAGUGCCCCUAUAACGUUGAUCCUUCUGCAGGAUGUUUUGCAGUUUCGAUCAACCUGAUUAUUGUUAUUUUAAGGCAUUGUGUAUCAUCUGCCUGGGUUUCCUACGGGCAUGCAAAGGCAAAUACAAUUACACACACACACACGCACAAAGGAAUAAACGUGCAUAACACAGACCAUUUUAUUGUGGAAGCCGUUUGACUGAUCUAUUUCUCUUUUGUAACGUUGUGUUUGUACAUUGACAUUGUGAGAUUCUUUUGAGCUAUGGUCACCAAUCACACCUACUAAUCAGAGAGCACUGUGUUGUGAUGAAUGUACGUGUCAGCAAUGAUUAUUACUAUUUAUUCUGAUUGUGACUGACUAUGACUGAAGCCAACGUAGACAACACUCAUUUACGCCUAAUCACAAGUCUCUUUCUGUUCAAACACUGUCGUGUUGGUUUAAUUAAUGUCAUGUUUGAUGUCAUGAACGGAAGUGCUUUUGAUAAACCUGUUUCAUUUAUUAAUGCUUUAAUUAUUACAACUUUGAAUCUCAUAUCCAGAUAAUUGUUCAGAAAGGAAAUGGAAGAGGAUAUCAACCGAACUCCUAUCUUAUUUCAGAACUAUAUUGGAAAUGAAAUAAUUAUGAAAAUAUAAUAGCUAUAGUAGACUUGUGUUAUCUAUGUUUGUAAAGCAGAGAGUUACAUUUCAAACGAUAAAACAACACAUUUUAAUGGCACAAAUAAUCAAAUAUAUGUUUUUUUUUUAUGUAGAUGGAAAUCGGAAGGUUUUUUAAUCUGUACCAAAAUGCACAACUGUACUGUUUGCAGUCUUCAUUUAACAUUCUGUAAUAUAUUGUCCUUUUAAGUCUUUUUUUUUUUUUUCUGUAUGAAAUACCACUUGUUAAACACAAAUGCUAAAUCAUGCAACACUAUAAUUAAAUCUAUAGUCCAGCAUCCAAAAUUUCUCAUUGGCGCCCCCAUCCAACUGUCAGCCUAAGAUUUGUGGAAUAUUUCAGGCAAUUCAAAAAUAAACCCAAAGCUUAAUGUCAUAAAAUGGCAUUUCAAGCCAACUAAUACAUUUCUCUUUUGAAACUUCAAUAGUAAGUCUUGUAUUAUGAAUGUGUUGAUGGUUAAAUGACUGACGCAAUUCAAAAACUUAAUAAACUUCCCUUUCUGUUGUCAA